Messenger RNA from Hyla sarda, 2369 nucleotides. It is a transcript of the gene GCDH, whose product is annotated as glutaryl-CoA dehydrogenase. Gene Ontology annotation, cellular component: mitochondrial inner membrane. The transcript is spliced from 12 exons. The record is from RefSeq and is a predicted model, not a curated record. Gene Ontology annotation, molecular function: flavin adenine dinucleotide binding; fatty-acyl-CoA binding; glutaryl-CoA dehydrogenase activity. NCBI's taxonomy places the organism in Eukaryota, Metazoa, Chordata, Amphibia, Anura, Hylidae. Gene Ontology annotation, biological process: fatty acid beta-oxidation using acyl-CoA dehydrogenase; fatty-acyl-CoA biosynthetic process. Bases 127 to 1449 code for a protein of 440 amino acids.
UCUUGCUGUCAGUGACGUCAUUAUGGAGCGACGAGGAGAUGACUCCACCGCCAGGUGGCGCUGCUGCGUCGCUAGUUUCAUAAUCGGCAAGGAAAUAGCAGGAGAAGCCGAGUGAGAGUUGCCAUAAUGUCGCUGACUGGCCGCCCCCUGCGUCUGUUCAGAGCUGUGACCCGCGGCUUCUCCAUCACCGCAGCCAGGACCCAGGGCACCGCAGCCAGGCAGAUAGACAUCAAGACACAGAAGGAACAGAGAUCUGCAAAGUCCCGGGCGCAGUUUGACUGGCGCGAUGCCCUCUGCCUGGACGCACAGUUGACUGAGGACGAGAUCAUGAUACGGGACAGCUUCCGAUCUUACUGCCAGGAGAAACUGAUGCCACGGAUCCUAAUGGCGAAUCGGCAGGAAGUUUUUGAGCGGGAGAUUAUAUCGGAGAUGGGAGAAUUGGGUGUCCUGGGAUCCACCAUUAAAGGUUACGGCUGUGCAGGGACAUCGUACGUGGCGUAUGGGCUCUUGGCCAGAGAAGUGGAGAGGGUGGACAGCAGCUAUCGCUCUGUGAUGAGCGUUCAGUCCUCGCUGGUCAUGCAUCCCAUCUAUGCCUAUGGGACAGAGGAGCAGAAACAAAAAUACCUUCCUAGACUGGCGAGUGGAGAGUUGCUGGGAUGUUUCGGACUCACAGAACCAAACCACGGCAGUGACCCCGCUGGAAUGGAGACCAGAGCUCGAUACAACCCUACCAGCAAAACCUACACGCUGAAUGGAUCCAAGACCUGGAUCACCAACUCUCCCAUCUCUGACCUAUGUGUGGUUUGGGCUGUGUGUGAAGAUGGAAGAGUCCGAGGUUUCCUAAUAGAGAGAGGAACAAAAGGGCUGUCUACCCCAAAAAUAGAGGGCAAAUUCUCCUUGCGGGCGUCAGCCACCGGAAUGAUCUUAAUGGAAGAUGUUGAAAUUCCAGAGGAAAACCUCCUGCCCAAUGUGUCAGGCAUGGGGGGACCCUUUGGUUGUCUCAACAAUGCCCGUUAUGGGAUCUCUUGGGGCGCACUGGGUGCUGCAGAGUUCUGCUUCCAUGCAGCACGACAGUAUACAUUGGAUAGGAUCCAGUUUAGUGUACCACUUGCCAGGAACCAGCUCAUACAGAAGAAGAUGGCAGACAUGCUGACAGAAAUCACCCUUGGCCUUCAGGCGUGUCUACAGCUCGGGCGCCUAAAGGAUGAGGAUAAAGCUACUCCAGAAAUGAUCUCUAUGCUGAAGAGGAAUUCAUGCGGGAAAGCUCUGGACAUUGCCCGUCAGGCCCGGGAUAUGCUGGGAGGAAAUGGGAUCUCCGAUGAAUACCAUAUCAUCAGACACGUCAUGAACCUGGAGGCUGUAAACACUUACGAAGGUACUCAUGACGUCCAUGCCUUAAUCCUGGGCAGAGCUAUCACGGGGCUGCAGGCCUUCACAGUUAACAAGUAAUCCGCCUUCUUGCGCUCUACAGAAUUAAUUUCACUGCAGUUACUAAAAGUGUCCUGGAGCCGGACUUGCUGAUAUCAGAUUGUACAGUCGUUUUCAGAACUGAUGUAUAAUAGGGUAUUUCUGGGGACUAGAGCGCCGUUUACUGCUUGAUAGCCGGCUUGUCAGUCAGGACACGUUUUAUAUGAUCACAUAUUUAUAGCUACUUAAGAUGACGCAUCCCAGGCUAUCCCAUACAUACAUCAAUGUCAUGCUGCUAGGUUUGUAUGUAUCUGAAAAUUUGGUUACGGACCUUUUACUGUUUUAUAAUUUAAAAAAUAACUUCAGCUACCAAUCGCCCUGAUGUAUAUUCUGGGUUUAUUGUAAAAUCCGAUAUGUCCGCUUUCUUAAAGGGGUUCUCCAGCAUAAGGUGAUUUUAGUACGUACCUGGCAGACAGUAAUGGACAUGAUUAGGAAGGAUCUGCACUUGUCUUGGGGCUAAAUGGCUAUGCUGUGAGAUUACCAUAAUACUGUAGCUAGCUUUUUGGGAACUGCUAUUUCCUGUUUGAGUUUUCUUCUUUGCCUACAAAUCCCAUAAUUCCAUCUUCCUCCCUCCCACACAUCAGCCACCCCACCCAUUGAAACAUAAAUGAGCUGCAUCCAUUCAAAAGACCUGCGGUUUUCAAUCAGGGUGCCUACAGCUGUUUAUUGCAUUAGUUGCAGAUUGAUCUCUCUCCCACCAAGCGAUCCCUCCACCCAUUGAAGCAGACAGGCUCCCUGUCAUCAGCUGACUAGUGAUGUAAUGUCUCGGCCGGUUUGCAACCCCUUUAAGCUUGAAGAAUGUGAACAACAAUGUAAAUGAAAAGACACAGUAAACAGGCUGAGGUCUCCAGUAAUUGUCAUGUGUUUCGAAUAAAAAAAAUCUCUAGUUUUGAAAUAGUCUG